CCCGAUUCUAAAUGAGAGAGCAGAUAGCUUUUUUCUUUCUCCCCACCUUAACGGCCUUCUAAACUUCUGAACCUCCGAUGACGCAUCCUUGAAAAGGAGGAAGUAUGCAUGGAGCGUUAGAGUCGGUCAAUAAGUAUUUCGCCUACCGUCGGUUGCCCUCGUUUGCGCCGGUGACACAAUUGUAAGAUUUCGGGAAGAGAGAAAUGGGUAACAACGAGCCUCUUGUUGAGGCUGCAAGUGCCAGUCCCGAUGUAACGGAUGAACAAGCCACGGGACAGAAGACGCGAUGGCAGAAGUUUCAAGCAAUUAUUUGGGAUGGAGGGGACCGGACCGAAGAGGAGAGAAAACUGGUGCAAACGCUUGAUAUUUUCAUAAUGACAUGGGCAACUUAUGGAUAUUUCAUUCGGUUAUUGGACUCGGGGAAUAUUACGAAUGCUUAUGUUUCUGGAAUGAAAGAAGAUCUUAAUAUCCAUGGAGAUCAGUAUAAUCUACUCACAACUUUCUUUACUUGCGGUUAUCUUGUCGCUCAGAUACCCUCUCAGUUCAUAUUGACGUACAUCCGCCCCUCAUACUAUCUGCCAUCGGUAGAGUUGCUCUGGUCUAUUGCGACUUUCUGUUUUGCUGCUGUUCAGAACACACGUGACGUAUUUGCGCUGCGAUUCAUCGUCGGCAUGCUAGAGGCGCCGUUUGCAGUUGGUGUCAUUACUCUCAUGGGAAGCUGGUAUACGCCUAGAGAACUGUCGAAGCGCAUCGCGAUAUUCUACUCAGCCUGCUAUGCGGCGACUAUGUUCAGCGGCUAUCUCCAAGCUGGAAUCUACCAUGGCAUGGACGGCCAUCUCGGUCUCGCAGGCUGGCGCUGGCUGUUCAUUUUCUGCGGUGUGAUCUCUCUUCCAGGCGCCCUUUACGGGUUCUUUGCCAUACCCGACAAUCCGUACAUCACCAAAGCGAGAUGGUUAAGUGCGGAAAAGCUGGCUCAAGCCAAAGCUCGCAUGGAGAAGCUAGAUCGACGACCUCCAGUCCGGUUGUCCAAGGCAAAGCUCAAGUAUAUCUUUACACAUUGGCCUGUCUAUAUCAUGACUCUUGCGUUGAUAUUCCAUUGCAUCGCCACCCAGCCACUCAACUACUUUGCCGUAUGGCUCAAUUCCCUGGAUAGAUUCUCUGUCUACCAGGUCAACCUCUUCCCAACUGCCGCUCAGGCUCUAGCCCUCGUUACUACCCUUACCUAUAGCUGGCUCUCAGAUGGCCUUGGAGGGAAACGAUGGCAACUUAUGACGAUUCCUGCGACUCUUAAUUUCAUCGGGAUGGUCAUAGUAGCCAUUGGACCGAACUAUGGCGCCACGUUCUUUGGCUACAUGAUCAAUGGAGCUUCCUGGGGAUACUGGCCGUUGCUUUUCGCCUGGGCCAAUGAGUUCUGUCAUAAAGAUGCCGAAGAGCGCGCCAUCGUCAUCGGCGUGGCCCAGACAAUGGGUCAGGUAUUUAUCGCGUGGUUACCAGUUGUCAUCCUCAACGUGGGCAAAUACGCACCCAAAUUCACCAUGGGAUUCAGCGUCAUGUGCGGUUUCAGCGCAUGCGAAUUCGGAAUCAUUUUCGUUCUGCGAUAUUUCGCGAAUCGAGAAGCAGAGCUUGAUCGACAAGAAGAGGAAAAGAGACUCUCUUCUCAUGCUACUGCGGCUUCUACUGCUGCUAGUUAUGCUCGGGACGAGGAAGAAAGAGGUAUCACUCAUGUUGGUGAUAUCCCACCGCGGUUGUCACUGAAGGAUCUUGAUCAGGAGGUGUUGGAGGUUAAGUAAUGGAAUAUAGGAUAUAGUAUAGGAUGCUGGGUAAUGUGGAGGACGUAUCUAUACAUGGAUGAUACCAAAAAGAGGGGGCAUGAUGGUUAUGGCUACGGUCUUAUCAGAUUAUUUUAGACAAUAUAUAUUACUCCUUCGGAAUUCGCUCAGAUAUUCUUGAGGCUCUCUGGAGACAAGCAAGAUGGAUACAGCUUUAUGGUAAUUUCCCCAACCCUGAAAGCUCCCUUCCUGCUUGCUAUUAUGCUUGGCUGUUACGCACCAUGUGAAAACAUCCCUGCGAUGAA
Molecule: messenger RNA, 2074 nt
Organism: Paecilomyces variotii
Lineage: Eukaryota; Fungi; Ascomycota; Eurotiomycetes; Eurotiales; Thermoascaceae
Product: putative allantoate permease
Exons: 9
Coding region: 204-1790 (528 amino acids)
Biological process (GO): transmembrane transport
Cellular component (GO): membrane
Molecular function (GO): transmembrane transporter activity
Source: RefSeq, a predicted model, not a curated record